Molecule: messenger RNA, 2166 nt
Organism: Vitrella brassicaformis
Lineage: Eukaryota; Vitrellaceae
Source: the annotation of a GenBank genome assembly
CUAGGUCCGAGUCGAGUCGAGAGAUCGCAUCUAGGUAGGUCGUAGCGCGUAGGCAGGUAAUCGAUCGGCCCCCCGUGUGCUGCGUGAAGUUGUACUGUCAUACAGGUAGACUGAGGACCCCACGACAGUCGCUCAACUCAAUUGUCCAAAUCCAUCCAUCCCCCCAUCCAUCCAUCGUACUUGCGUCCGCCAUCUAUACACACGUCAGACACACACAGACAGACAGACAGAUACACAGACACCACUGCCCGCAACCAUUCGUAUGCGACAGACAAACGCACUCCCUUUCUCCCUCCCUCCCUCCCUCCCUCCCUCCCUCCCCGACCAGCCAGCCAGCCAGCCAGCCAGCCAGCCACACCAGAUGCGCCACAUCCGAUAGCCCCACAUAUGGACACGAAGGAAGGGAAAGAAAGCAGACUGUACCACACACAUACAGACACCCCGCCCGCAGCCAGCCCAUCCACUCCCUCACGGCGUGGCCUUAGCACGCCCCCUCCUGCCCGUGGCCCGGCCGCCCCUCUCGGUCGCCCCCACACUGGUACCGCGGCCACUGACGGUCGUGCCGGUCUUGCGCCUCUGCUUGCGCUCGGCGUUCUUGGUCACCUGGGUGUAAAAGAGGAAAAUAAGCCGUAUGUUUGUAUGUAUGGUGAGUAUGUGUGUGUAUGAAGCUGACCUGCGUGGCCGCGGGAGGCGGUGAGGGCGAGGUGAUGGUUGUGCGGCAACGACGGAGCGGCCGGGAAACGGCGGCCGGAGCCAACCAGGUCUGCAGCAAACCCACCCAUCCAGCAAUCGAUGGAUGCAUCGAGACUGAGUGCUUUCUUUCCCUGCCCACACUUACUUACCUCUACUAGUCCCUCCAACACGCUGAUCUGCUCCCCCUCCCCCUGCCGUGCAAACGCCGCCAACUGCGCUACAGACGGCCCCUCACACAGGCCCGAGCGGCCGCCCCCCUGCUGCACCGGCAUGUGGUGGUGGUCUUGGUGUUUGUCGUUCAUGCGGUAGAGGUAGCACGUGUGUCGCUCGUUGGAGCCGUGCAUUGACAUGGGCAGCCGGGCGGCGAGGGUGCCGUCCAGACCGAACUCCUCAACCAGAUCUGCAGGGGAGAGAAGACACACACACACGACACAGAGAGAGAAUGAGAGCACCUGCUAUGCUCAUCCACCACCUACCACCGCGGAAGCAGCAGAAGGCGGUGAGAGUGCGCGUGACGUUGGCGAUCUCCACGAAACUGACACAUACAGAGCCGCAAAGCACAUGUGAGCAAGAACGAGACCUCGAUUGAUUGGCAUUUCCCUGUCUGUCUGUCUGUCUGUGUCCGCUCCCCUACCUAAUCAUGACAUCAGCAGGCAUGCCCACAUCGAAUGUGUAGAUGUGGGUGGCCGGCUCAAACGUGUCGAGCGCCGUGCAGUCGCCCUUCCCGAAGGCUAUACGAAGGGGAGGGGGAUUGGCCUCUUCUCGUGACUGCACCGCACCAUCCACACAUGUGUGGACACACACACACAUGGACGAACGCGCUGCCUGUGGUGAUGCGGCUGAUUGUGUGCGCACCUGCACGAUGUUCUUGGCGAAGUGCAGCUGCUGUCGUAGCGAUAGGUAGAACGAGGAGGCAUCUAUCUCCAUGCCAACUGCAGCAACACACACAACGAUGAAUGCAUUCACUCAUGGAUGGAUGGAUGGACGGUCUCUGCACUCUCACGUGAGAUGAUCUUGGGCCGCAUCAGCGCCAGCAGAAGACUCGGCACGCCCCGGCCAGACCCUAGGUCAAGGAACACGGAAUCCUGCAACCACAAUUCACACGCCACGCGUGAGGCACAUCGAAUGCUUUCUCUGCCUGUGCUCACAUACAUCUUUCAUCCCGAACUCGGUCUGCAGGGUGUCGUACAGCGCCGCCAGCGACGAACGCCUAUUCUCGCCAUACAUGCCUGACAUGACACACCAACCAAACAGCCACACAGAGCCACAAAGCGUUCCACACGAUGAGUGUGAGGCCCAUUUUCCCGCGCCCCUUGCUGACUGACCAUAGGUGGAUGUGGCGAGGCGGGCGAGUUCUUUGCUGAAGAGGGAGGGGAUCAACGACUGCAGAAACGCCGUGUCAGGCAUGUUUAGUGCCCGCUAUCACCCAGGACGACAACAUUCACUCGCAGGCGUCUGGUCGCUUAAUUCAUC